CGAGGAGCAGACACAUAAACCCAGGCGGGAGGCGCCUCUUUAAUCCCUACGGAAAGCGGACGUUUCACCAAUGGGAGCUUAUGGAACCGCAGCUCUAAAACAUUGUCACCUAGCUUUCUCCUUCCUUGCCUUAAUUUUUUUUUUUUUAAUUUCUUGCUAUAAGUGUUGUUGUUUUACCUUUUAAUUAUGAAAGUGGCCACUCCAUUCAAGAUUAAGACUUGGAGGGAAUUUGUAAAAGAAAAGAAAGAAUCGAAAAGAAGAGACGCGUCUGGUGCUUUUGAGGGUGCCUAGUUUUUUUGAAAAGGCAUCUAGGAAGAUAGUGCGUUGGGUAUCUGGAACAACUUCACGGACCUCAGGGCUCGCCCAUCAUGGAUGUUCCAGGUAACCAAACCCGCCGCUGCGCUCCAAGGUCCUCUGGCUCCUUCGUUUUGAGAAUCCCCUGGCCUUGACCAACCCAGCAAGGGCCAGAACACAGUGAAGUCUACUCCUGGCUCUGCGCGUCCCUGAGCGCAGCUUGGCUCCCUUUCUGUCCCCGCCAGCCUCUGCGUCCUUGCGGCGCCCCCCAGCCCAGAUGCUGGCGCCGGGUCGGGGCCCCGGAGGGUCACCGAUGAGCAUGCCCGGGCGCCGGGGGGCGCUGCGCGAGCCGGCGGACUGCGGCUCCGGCCUGGGGGCGGCGCUGGCCCUGCUGCUGCUGCUGCUGCCCGCCUGCUGCCCAGUGCGGGCGCAGAACGACACGGAACCCAUCGUGUUGGAGGGCAAGUGCCUGGUGGUGUGUGACUCCAGCCCGUCUGCGGACGGCGCCGUCACCUCCUCGCUAGGCAUCUCUGUGCGCUCAGGUAGCGCCAAAGUGGCCUUCUCCGCCACGCGGAGCACCAACCACGAGCCGUCGGAGAUGAGCAACCGUACCAUGACCAUCUACUUCGACCAGGUGUUAGUAAACAUUGGCAACCACUUUGAUCUUGCCUCCAGUAUAUUUGUAGCACCUCGAAAGGGGAUCUAUAGCUUCAGCUUCCAUGUGGUCAAAGUGUACAACAGACAAACGAUCCAGGUCAGUUUAAUGCAGAAUGGCUACCCAGUGAUCUCCGCAUUUGCAGGAGACCAGGAUGUUACCAGGGAAGCAGCCAGCAAUGGUGUCUUGCUGCUCAUGGAAAGAGAAGACAAAGUUCACCUCAAACUGGAGAGGGGAAACCUCAUGGGAGGCUGGAAAUACUCCACAUUCUCGGGCUUCUUGGUUUUUCCGCUAUAGACACAGAGCCACCUGGAUGGUGGGGAAGUUGUGAUGAAGAUCCAGGAAUCUGCCCUUCAUAGCACCCUGAACUUGUCUAAAUAGAACAACUUGAGUCCACCUCCAUCAGACUCUUGCCCUAGGAGAAUGAUUUCCUUCUAAAGCUCCGGUAUUUUCUUUGACUAUUGACAAUUCCUCCGGAACCUGGCCUCUAAUUAGUUUUAGGCAACAAGGUCUUAAGGAGAAAUGAAAUUAUUGAUUUGAGCAAUUUGUACCUGUGAUUGUAAAGUCAUUAUCAGAUUUUAUUGUCGGGACCGUUGACUUACCUUCUUUCGUUUGUACGUUGUAUUCUUGUCCCGAUGGCAGAGAUGCUGCUGACCCUCAGAUGGAUUGCACGUUACAGUCAGGGCUUAAAGAAGAGCCCAGCAAAGAACCACCCACUGGACAGUUUUUUUGACCUGUGUUCUGUGUGUGUCUGUAUAGCCUUAAGAAAAAGAAUGGCUUUACUUUCAUUCUGUAGCUUUUCCCCUGGGGUGUAUGGGAGGACUUGGGAGGGAGCUGGGCAUUGGGAAACUGUCAAGAAGUGCUUUAUCCAGAGAAGCAAAUUUUGCAGGAUAGGAUGCAAAUUUUGUUUUGUGUUGCCAGUGUUUUGUUUUUUUUUGUUUGUUUGUUUUGUUUUGUUUUGUUUUUCUUUUCCCUCCAGAGGUUUUCCUUUCCUUUCCAUCCUAAGCUUUCCUUCCUCAUGCCUACUUAGUUUUCAUGCUGGGGUUACAAAGAGAAAAAUGUAUUUUAAAUUCAUGGAUGAGAUCAAACCAAACCAAACCAAAUCUACGCAUUCCAUUUUGGAUGAGAGGAAAUCAGACAAAGAAGUGUUUUUCUAGCCAAGGAAGGACAACAAAUGGACUAUUCUGCUGGUUUUUUCCAGGAGAUUCUCUCAAAUGCACCUUUGAACUUGCAACCUGGAUUUUAUUUUUUUAAUUUACACUCUGGGACCCUUUAAGAACCUGGCAUUCCUUGGUGGGCCUGAAUCAAAUAACAGUGGAACAGCAAUGAUCAAAUCCUUCAGAUGCUCCUUGUCCAAGUGUGGCUUAGCAGCAAGUUAGAUCCAUCUCUGAGUGACCACACAGUGACCAGAUACUUCAAAGUAGCAGGACCAGCCCCUCUUUUUGGAGAUCUGUUGACCUGCGAAGGAGAGGGAUGUCUUCACACUCUGCAAGGUACACCUGGCUGGAAGCCACCAGGAAUGGAUGUCACAGCAGUUGCAGGUACUGGCUGCUGUACCCUAGGAGUGGUUUUGCAAACCCUGCUUAUUUUGGCAUCUUGCACAACAGUAUUAUUAAGAUGCAUCUUGAGAGUCUUGGUGCAGGAUUUGUGUGCCAAUGAAAUGUCACUGAUCCCAAAGCAAUCAAAGAUGAGACCUCAAACCGGUGUUAAUUUGUCCUUUGUGUAACAAUGUAACCAAAAUAUUGAUGAUAAAACUCAUAAUUUAAGAUUCAGAAUAAAUGGGUUUGAUGUCUGACUUGUUCUGGUCCCUCCUCAUCGUCUCUUUCAAAAUCAUAGGGAGGUAUAGGUUAAGCACAAGGGAAAUUAGGGAUGUUAAAUUCUUGCUGUGUUUUAGAAAGCACAAACACAAGUGCAGCUAAGGACCUCCGUGCAUAUUGCUCACUCAGACACAUUCCAUGUAUACUUUGUAUUUUUCAAACAGAAAUUUUUGGAGAAGGGAUGAGAAAAAGACACAAUUUUGGUUUAAUGAGUGGGUCAUCUGCUUUGAUCACACAUUAUCUUUAAUGUGCCCAAAAUUUCAGUAAAUAACUAAUAAUAAAUAAGACACCAACCUUUGAGAAGGCUCCGAUAGUUAUUUCCAAAUUGUGUGUGGGAGGGAGGAUUUCAUGCUUAAAGAGCAAAUGCAGGAAACAUUAUAUAAAUAUAGUUUAAUAAGGGCCUAAGCUUUACUGUCCUUAUCUGAACAAGAAAGGAUGAAGGAUUUCAUUCCAAUUAAACAAUGCUGUUUUAUGAGGGGAGAAAAAUCAACCAAGAAGCAUUUGGGGUACUUUGGCUUUGUGAUUCAGAGACAUACUUCUAAGUGUGAGCAUUGUUUAUUAAUGCCGGAAACAUAAAUAGAAAGCAGAUGGAGUGUGUGCCCCUUGUGUUUUGUUGUACUUAGAUAUUUUAAUCCUCUUUCCUUCAUUUCCUUAACUUCAUGCUCAAUUUAAAACAAGCAGGAAACCUCAUUUGAAGACAAUAUUAUACUGCAGAGGUUUAAAGAUGCGGGAGCCCUUGUUAUUAAUAUUUGCAUCACUUAAGAAUAUAUAAUGCACACAUAUCUUUGUAUUUGUAUCUUUAUUAUGUACAAAUUGCUAUUGGUUUAUAUUGUCUCAUUAAUAAGUUAUUAAAUUGACCAAUCUAAAUAUAUUCCAAGAGUUCAUUUUCUAUUAGCAAUUCAGCUUCCUCCUGAUGAGUAUAUUACUAGCCUUCUUUCUUCUCGCUCCAUGUGAAUGUCAAGGAGUACAUAGGUAUGCAGCAUUCCUGAGAGUAGCUCUGAGGUUGCAUACCACCCAUUGCAGCAUCUGCCAGGCAGUACCCCUAUAGAAAUUAUGUAAAUUGAUUUACUUGCUUGAAAAUAAACUUAGAUAAACAACAUUACAUUAUUAGAAUAGUUAUAAUAUGUAAAGCAACAUAAGACCUUUGCUGAAAAUUUAACUUGCUUGUGAUACCCAUGAUAGAUAUGACCAAUCUAGAUAUGACCUAUAGAAAACGUAGAUGCCAGAUCAAAAGUCAGUAUACGGUUUUCUUCAAUCUUAUUGAUGAGAGUCAUCUAACAGUCCUAAUCUGAGCUCACAAUCCUUGGUUCACUGCCUGUGUGUUCAUGCCUGCAGAGUGAGGACCCAGACCCCACAUGAUCAGCUCACUACACAGGGUCAUUGGGAGAACCUCCCCUAAGUGAUGUGAGAAGAGCGAGCACUGGGGUAGUGGGUGUUGUUACUACAGCAGGGAAGGUAUUUACAGUAAACAAGUCUUUCAACUUGCAAUGACAAAGAUUAUUUAAAAUGAACAUCUGACAGAAGGGUACUUGUGCAUGAAAGUACAUUUCCAAAGUUCCACAAAGACUCUUAAAGCUGUAGCUGAAGUUUCCUUACAUUUGAUUUUUUAGGAAUAUAAUAAUAUUAAAUUCAUAUAUUUGACUUUUGUGACAUUCUCUAGUGUGUUAUUUGGCAUUCUCUUGCAGUUAGUGCUCACCCUUCUAUUAUACAAUAUA
This is a messenger RNA of Nannospalax galili (Upper Galilee mountains blind mole rat), 4481 nucleotides long. It is a transcript of the gene Cbln2, whose product is annotated as cerebellin 2 precursor. Gene Ontology annotation, molecular function: protein binding. Lineage: Eukaryota; Metazoa; Chordata; Mammalia; Rodentia; Spalacidae. The record is from RefSeq and is a predicted model, not a curated record. Bases 572 to 1246 code for a protein of 224 amino acids. The transcript has 5 exons.